Messenger RNA from Haemonchus placei, 3498 nucleotides. The record is from the annotation of a GenBank genome assembly. Lineage: Eukaryota; Metazoa; Nematoda; Chromadorea; Rhabditida; Trichostrongylidae.
AUGAGUGCAUAUCCAGUGCUCGAGAACAUUACUCUAACAGCUACUAUGCGCUGUGGCUACGAUUGUUUCUUCUCUCCACGUUCUGAUAUGGAAUCCGGUUACGGGCUAACCAAUGCUCUCUUCGAGAAUGCUCAUAUUGUGGAUACUUUUCGAGUGAAAGAAGAUCAUUUGGCAAGAUUGAUCGAAAAUCGCGAACUUCUGGACAGCCUUCGUAAUACUCGAUUUGAUGUCGCCCUUCAUGAACUAUAUGAUCUGACCGCUGUAGGUGUUCUCGAGCUGAUCGGAGUGAAAAAGACCAUUGUGGUAUCAGCUGCCGGUAUGACGCUUCAUAUGAAGGAAAUCACUGGUGUUCCACCAAAUCCAAGCUUCGUUCCAGGGCUCUUCACUACCUACAGUGAUGAAAUGACUUUUUGGGAACGACUGGACAACUUCAAACUUGAUAUUGAACUGAACUACCGUUUCCUUCAGUGGGAAAAGGAUCUAUGGAAAAUGUUCGAGGACGUUUCUCCUGGUUUCCCUGACCUGCGGGAGUUGCUCAAACGAAAAACUGGUGUUAUACUGAUCAACUCGAACGAAUUCACUGAGACACCUCGUCCGAGAGGGAACAUUGUUCGAUACAUUGGUGGAUUGGCGAUUCCUAAGCCGAAACCCUUGGAUCAGGUAAAUCUACUACUCGUCUACUUGACUCCUCUGCGAUUAAGCUUAGGAAAUAAGAAAAAUUCGUACAUGAUUUAUAAAUGUGUUAUCCAGAAGCUCAGUGCAAUUCUGGAUAAACGACACGCUAACGUCCUGUUCUCUAUGGGAUCAUUCGCUAAGUCGAGCACCAUGCCUUUGCGCUUAAAAAAAGGUUCUUCUUCCACACACAAAGAAUACUUUCCUAUAGGCUGGAUUUUAGAUAUACUGGACGCUUUCGCUGUUUUUCCUAACACAACUUUCAUAUUCAAAUACGAUGGCAAAGAUGACCUGGAACUGUUCAAGCCCUAUCCGAAUGUUCAUGUGAUGGAGUGGGUGCCGCAGGUGGAUUUACUGAGUGAGCAGGGUGAUAAAAGGUUAUCUCUGUUCAUCACGCAUGCUGGGUUGAAUUCCAUCACCGAGGCAACAUAUUUUGGAAAACCAACAAUUACUAUCCCGCUUUUUGGCGACCAGUUUAUUAACGCCAAAAAUCUGAGGCGAAUUGGGUUGGCAGUACUGAUUGAGAGGAACAAACUGAACAAGGACACACUGAUAGCAGCCAUUCGUGAGGAGCUCAGUGCUAUUCUUGAUAAACGAAGCACCAGCGUUUUAUUCUCAAUGGGAUCUCUCGCCAAAUCAAGCACCAUGCCAUUGCGUUUGAAGAAAGAUAUACUGAACGCUUUCGCAGCUUUCCCUAACACAACAUUCAUAUUCAAAUAUGAUGGCAAGGAUGACCUGGAACUGUUCGAGCCCUAUCCUAACGUUCAUGUGAUGAAGUGGGUGCCGCAGGUCGAUCUGCUGGGCGAUAAAAGGUUAUCUCUGUUCGUUACGCAUGCUGGCUUAAACUCCAUUACCGAAGCAACAUAUUUUGGAAAACCAAUGAUUACUAUCCCGCUUUUCGCCGAUCAAUUCAUUAAUGCCAAGAAUCUGAGACGAAUUGGAUUGGCAGUACUGAUUGAGAGGAACAAUCUGAACAAGGACACACUGAUAGCAGCUCUUCGUGAAGUGCUAUCACCAAAUGCAAAGUAUACACACAAAGCGUCUACAGUAGCCCGCUAUCUUCGAGGAUUACCUACUGCUGCCCGUGCCGAAGUAACGCGAUGGGUUGAAUUGGUGGCAGAAGAAGGCCAAAUGGAACACCUUAUGAUGAAAGCGAGGGAUCUCUCAUUCAUACAGUAUUACUGCCUAGACAUCAUUGGCUACUUUUUAGCACAAAUUGUGGUCGCCUUAUGUGUGGUGUUCUUGGAGCUUAACACUUUGCUGGAUAAGCGAAACUCAAACGUUCUGUUCUCAUUUGGUACUUUCACUCAGGCGAAGAAUAUGCCCCUUUGGUUGAAGAAAGGCAUAGUAGAGGCUUUUGCUAGUUUCCCGAACACAACAUUUAUAUGGAAAUAUGAGGACGAAAGCGAGACAGAGUUAUUUGGAGCUCAUCCCAACAUACGUAGAAUGAAAUGGGUACCGCAAAACGAUUUGUUAGCUGAUGAACGGCUUUCCCUUUUCAUCACUCAUGCAGGGAUGAAUUCCAUCAUUGAGGCGACGUUCGCUGGCAAACCUAUGGUGGCCAUACCGCUCUUUGGAGACCAAUUCCUUAAUGCAAAAAAUCUACGAAGAAGAGGAUUGGCUAUCGUGAUCGAAAGGAACAAACUCACCAAGGAUACCCUAAUAGCAGCUAUUCGUGAAGCGUUGUCGCCUGGAUCAAGCUAUGCUCGUAAAGCCGCCGUGGUUGCCCAACAGCUACAUGGGCGAGCGGCAGCUGCACGUGAAGAGCUGUCUCGCUGGGUCAAACUGGUAGCCGAAGAGGGCCAAAUGGAUCAUCUGCUACUACGGGCAAGAGACCUAUCGUUCAUACAAUACCAUUGCCUUGACAUAAUCGCAUUUUUACUGGCUCAGUUUAGAUUGGAUGCUAUUCUCAAUGAGCGGAGCACGAACGUCUUCCUCUCCUUCGGUACUAUUUCUCAGUCAAAGGAUCUGCCACUAAUACUCAAGAAAGAUAUAAUUAGCGCAUUCUCCACGUUCCCCAAUACGACGUUCAUUUGGAAAUACGAAGAUGAUAGUGAUAUCCACCUGUUCAAGAAUCAUACGAACAUCCACACUAUGAAGUGGAUACCACAAUCGGAUCUGUUAGGAGAUAAGCGGUUAUCCGCUUUCAUCACCCACGCUGGAAUGAACUCUAUUCUGGAGGCAACGUUCUCUGGCAAGCCAAUGGUGGUGGUACCGCUUUUCGGAGACCAGUAUCUCAAUGCAAAAAACAUGGAACGAAGAGGAACAGCUGUGAUGAUAGACAAAAGAGAUCUCAACAAGGACACUUUGACAGCAGCGAUUCGCAAAGUGCUUUCACCAAAUGCCACCUACGCACGCAAGGCUGCUACCGUAGCACGAUCUCUUGAAGGACGCGUAGCUGCUGCACGGGCUGAUCUACUGUAUUGGGUGAAGCUUGUGGCCGAAGAGGGUCAAAUGGAUCAUCUGAUGAUGCGUGCAAGAGAUUUAUCCUUCACUUUCCAUCAAGGACGACUCGAAAAUGAGGACAAAGCCCUCGAAAAUGAAGUCAAAGGGAAAAUUUCAUUUUCCGGAGUUGGGCAAAAUAUUUCACGAAGACAACGUCUAUUUGUUAACCGUCACGAAUGUUUUUCACCACAGGAUUUCCUAUAUGUUCAUGUUUUUAAUAUUUACAUGGUCAUAGCGGAUAUGAGAUCUCUGUUCUACGGAAAUCCAUCACAUAACGAGAAGCUUCGAAAAGUAACUUCUCUGAACAACAACCCUGGUAUCGAACUUUCAGAGAAAUUGACGCAAGAAACAGAAUUAUUGGCAGCUAUCCUGCCAGAUUGA